This is a messenger RNA of Prunus armeniaca (apricot), 210 nucleotides long. NCBI's taxonomy places the organism in Eukaryota, Viridiplantae, Streptophyta, Magnoliopsida, Rosales, Rosaceae. The record is from the annotation of a GenBank genome assembly.
AUGGCAGUGAUAGACAUCUUCGCCAGUGAGAUCGUGACGGAGCUUCUAAAGACAAUGAUAGCCAUCUCAAGAAAGUCAUGGCUCAGCAAGGGAAAUGCAGACAACCUCAUAUCCUUCGUCCAAGAGCUCCUCCCCAUAAUUCAAGAGAUCAAGUACUCUGACGUGGAGUUACCAGCCAUACGCCAGUCACAACUCGACCGCUUCUUUUAA